UUUAUAAGUCACUAGUAGUUUCGUGAUUUCAAAUGUUUGACGCACCAACGUAAUUAUUAACUGAUUCAUUGACUUCCAGACAGGACAGGCUCUCUUUGAAAUAACAAACGCAUCAACCGGUCUAAUAACCGGUCUUUCUGAGCCCGCCAGGGUCGUCGCACACUCACCCAGACUGCCACCAUCUAUUAACUAUCACGUAACCACAAGUGCACUCGGUCCAGUCGCUGAGACCCACCACCCACCACCCACUUACAAUGUCCCUCGAACCCAUUGAAGCCAAGAUCAGAGAAACUUCGGAGCGCAACUCGGAGCUGCUCAACAUUCUCCACCAGACCGAGAGCGCGGCCCCGGAUCUCGACGCACAGAACCACCAGGUCGCCGACCUCGAGAAGCAGGUCGCCCAGCAGGCCGAGAGGCUGAAGCAGAUCGGCUACAGGCGCAAGCAGGAGCUGAGAGAACAUGAGCACUACCGCGACAGCGUCCUGCGGCGCUUCGCCUUCAAGAUGUCGGGCAAGGCCGACAAGUUCGAGGCCAGGGCCGCCAAGGAGGAGCGCGAGUACUUUGACGUCCUGCAGGAGGAGCACCAGGCCGGCGUCAUGAAGAAGAACCUGGACGAGAUGCUCGCCGACGCCAGGACGGUGCGCGGCGAGCUCGAGGUCAGGGCCGCCACCCACGCCGAGGCCCAGAGGGAGCUGGACAGCCUGUACGAGUCCAUCUUCACGGGGCCGUCGCCCGGCUUCCCCGAGGAGGACCAGCGGGAGCGCGAGACGAGCAACGCCCUGCGUGCCUACAAGGAGGCCCGGUCGCGGGCAGAGGCAGACGGUCAGGUGGUCAGCAUCCUCACACAGGCCCAGAACCGGCUCAACGGCGCCCUGAUGGCGAUGGAGGAUGCCCUGCACGCGUCCCGGCUGGACAUGUACGGCGGCGGCACCUUCGCCGACAUGAUGGAGCGCAACGCACUCAACCAGGCCGAGAACCUCGUCCGGCAGGCCACCGCCCUGGUAACGCAGGCCCAGCGCGCUUCGCCCAUGGUCCGCCCCCUGCCCCCGGUCAGGAUCGCACAGGGGAACCUGCUCGGCGACGUCUUCUUCGACAACAUCUUCUCGGACAUGGCCUUCCACGAGAAGAUCCAGCAGUCAAACCUCGAGGUUCGCAACUGCGCGCAGUCCCUCAACAUCGACCUCAUGUCGGCCACACAACGACACAUGGAAACACUGCGCGAAGCAGACCAGAAGAACGAGGUGGUCAGGCAGGCCAGGGCGCGGUUACAGAAGGCACGGGAGAAUGUGUUUCAAAGGGUCAGUGGCAGGGUGGCGUCUUCAUCGCCAUCGCCCCCGCCAGUGCCGCCCCCUGAUGGACCACCGCCUAGUUACACAGAACGUGCUGAUGCUGUGGAUAACUGGUGGGAGAGAUGAGAAUGCGCCAAAAAAAAUUAGUUGAUCAAUUUCAAUCUACCUAGGUAGUCUCCCUG
Molecule: messenger RNA, 1471 nt
Organism: Diaporthe batatas
Lineage: Eukaryota; Fungi; Ascomycota; Sordariomycetes; Diaporthales; Diaporthaceae
Exons: 1
Coding region: 255-1415 (386 amino acids)
Source: RefSeq, a predicted model, not a curated record